AUUGAUCGAUAAAUUAUAUCUUUAUUUCAAUAAUAUCCAGAUCGUAACCCGGUUGUAAUUUUCAAGGCUGUAAAUGCGCAGUGCGAACAGAGGACCAAAAGACAUUUGUUUAUAUUGUGCACCACUUGGUAAAUCAAUCGUUUUGAUGAAUUUCAGGCAUAGUAUGUGAUAGAUACCAAACUCAGUUUUGGGGCCAAAGUUAUCAUCAUAGGUGACCAAGUGAUGAGGCCCACACUAAGAUAGGACCCAACUGAAGAGCUGUUAACUACAUCUUGAUUGUUACAGCAGGGAGACACCAAAGAAAAAGACAGUAUUAUGGAGGUUGAUAUAAAAUCAAACAAGAUGAUGUUGGGAGCAUUUUGGAUGCUCUCGCUGCUCAUUCAACAGAGUCUAAGUGACGUUAUUGUUAUAUCAGCCAUUACAAAUAAAACUAUCACCACUAUUGCAGAUUACCCUGCCUCAUUUGGUCCACCCCUACCACUUGCUGGCUUCAAGGGUUAUGCAACAUAUGUUGAGCCUCACAAUGCUUGCAUCGUUCCAGACCCACCUCCUGUUAUUGCUAACUAUAGUGGCCUUUGGAUAGGCAUUGUUAAGAGGUAUAAUUGUACAUUUGUGGAGAAAGUACUAAAUGCCCAGCAUGCAGGCUAUGAUGCUGUUAUUGUCCAUAAUGUUGGAUCGAAUAUGUUACAGCCGAUGAAUGCCAAAGAUAGAGGUGAUGAGGUGGUCAUUCCUUCAGUAUUUAUUGGUGAAGUCGAUGCUUUGAUGAUCAUAGAAAACUUCCUGUACACAAAGAAGGAUUUCACUUUGGCGUUUUGUCCAUCAAGUGGAUCAAACGUGGAUUGGACUCCUUAUAUCAUUGGAUAUAUGGCUAUUAUGUUGGGAUUGUUGUUGGCAUUCUGUACAACAAUGAUUGUAAAGUGUGUGCGAGAUUACCGCCGCUCUCGGCGUCAUCGCCUUUCUUCCAGAGCCUUAAAAAAGCUUCCAGUUCACAAGUUCAAAAAGGGGGACCCUUAUGAAUGCUGUGCAGUCUGCUUAGAAGAUUAUGUUGAUAAUGAUAAGCUUAGGAUAUUACCUUGUUCACAUGCUUAUCACUGCAAAUGCAUUGAUCCAUGGUUAACAAAGAAUCGUCGGGUGUGCCCCGUUUGCAAGCGGAAAGUAAUCACGGGGGAUGAACGACCCUCAGACUUAGACACAGAUUCUGAAGAUGAAAAUAGUCCCCUCAUAAAUUCAGAUGGUGGAACUCAGGGUGGCACAUUUAAUGAGCAGCGGGAAAACCCGUUUCAAGAAGCUCAGCGUUUAGCUGAGAGAAGACGUAGGAAUAGAAGACCAUCUCGUCAUGUUGAAUGUGGCCCAGAGGGUUAUCAGCGCUUGGCUGAUUCAACAGAUGACGAUGAUGAUGAUGAAGAGGAGGAAGAGGAAGAUAGUGAUUCCGAAAAUAAAUCUUAUCAAGGUGCAGCAACUGGUGGGCCCAGAGAGGAGGGCACCAGGCCAGAGGCUGCUGAAAGUGCCAAUGAGGAAGAGGAGGGGUCAAACUCCCCACACAAACCUCCAACUCCAACAACAGUUAGUGUCUUGGUUCAUGAUGCUGCAAGAGCAGCAAGAAGAUCAACAGACAGUUCUAGUUUAGGUAGCCAGAACAGUUCUUCAUAUCAAGGCAGUCCUCCAGGUCCUGUACAGAUUGCUGUAGAUGUUAUCAACUCCCCACCACCAUCAUCCACUCAGCCUUCAACUCAGAAUAAUGAAAAUGCUGAAUCUGACCGUGAUUAUGUUGUGUGAAGAGUGUUCUUAAUGUGUUCUAUUUUAUAAUUAGAUUUAUUUUAUCAUUACUGGUAGUACAGUUAAAACCAAAAAUUCUAGUAUCUUUUUCAUUAACUAUAAAGUUUAAACUGAAAUUCAAAAUUUCAUUAACUAUAAAAAAAUACUUUAUUUCACACCUUGUUUGCUAAACAUUAUAAAUUGUAUAUAUUAUAUAUAUGUAAUCAAGAUGCUGAACAUAUGAAUCGUGUAUGUGACAUAUGCAAUCAAGAGAGAAGUUGAUAAUUUUUUGGUUGUGACUUGAUCACUCAAGAAUAUUUUUCCCAAGUAAAGUGGAGGUAAAAUGUAAGUAUAGUCAAAGAGAUAUUCUUGUAUUUCAUUGCAUACUACUUUUAAUUUUAGUUAAACUAAGUCACAACUACAAUGGGUUAUACAGUGAAGUCUCUAUUCUUUACCUUUCCAGUCUCAUUAACAACCUAGCCAUUGUCCAUUACAUAAAAUCUCAUUCUGUUAAGAAAAAGUUUAACUUUUAUAUUCCUGUGGAUGAAUUAACCUAAUUUUUGUGUAGAGCAAAGCUCAUCAUUUUAUUGAACAUAGACUAGUUGCAUCAUUAUGAAAUGUAAUCUGCUUCAUUUUGCCCCUAAGUUAGUCUUUCAUGAGAGGCUUUGUAUGAGGUGAGGCCACUUGUCAUUCUAGUUUUUAAGCUAAGAAAAUAAAGUGUUAUAGAUAUGA
Molecule: messenger RNA, 2487 nt
Organism: Macrobrachium nipponense
Lineage: Eukaryota; Metazoa; Arthropoda; Malacostraca; Decapoda; Palaemonidae
Product: E3 ubiquitin-protein ligase RNF13-like
Exons: 11
Coding region: 316-1776 (486 amino acids)
Source: RefSeq, a predicted model, not a curated record